Messenger RNA from Acanthoscelides obtectus, 4556 nucleotides. The record is from the annotation of a GenBank genome assembly. Lineage: Eukaryota; Metazoa; Arthropoda; Insecta; Coleoptera; Chrysomelidae.
UUGACAAUCACUUUGUCAACAAUCCUAAAUGACACCAAAAUAAAAAUAUUUUCAAUAAAUCGUUUCUUGUGAAGAUUACCAUUUAAAAUGGGUAAUCAACUCGUUGGGAUCGCUCCCUCACAAAUAUUUCCGGUAGAACGGUACCUAACAGACCUGCCGGACCUCAAAUUUGAUUGCAGUCUCGGAAGUACGAGAUUCUUGAAAGUCGCUAGGGCUGAUUCGCCAGAAGGACUCGUAGUAGUAAAAGUGUUCGCAAUACAUGACCCCUCCUUGCCACUGUUAACGUACAAAGAACAGCUGGAAGAUAUUCGAAAAAAGCUGUCUUCUGCUGUGAACUGCAUCCCACAUCAGAAAAUCUUGCUUACAGACAAAGCGGGGAUUAUAAUGCGUGAAUAUGUGAAGUAUAGCUUGUAUGAUAGAAUCAGCACCAGGCCCUUUUUAACGAAUAUCGAAAAACGAUGGAUUACGUUCCAAGUGUUAUAUGCGUUGCAUCAAUGCCAUAAAGUAGGAGUAUGUCACGGCGAUAUAAAGCUGGAAAACAUAACAGUCACCUCAUGGAACUGGGUGUUGCUUGUAGACUUCGCAUCUUUCAAACCUACAUUUCUCCCUGCUGACAACCCAGCUGAUUUUUCUUAUUUCUUCGACACUUCCAGAAGAAGGGUCUGUUACAUAGCACCCGAAAGAUUCUCAAGUACGAGCACUACUAAUCUAGAAUCUCUGAUAACAGAAACGUCUUGCAACUCCAAUGAACUUACCCCUGCGAUGGAUAUAUUUUCUGCAGGCUGUGCACUGCUAGAGCUUUGGAAUGAGCUGCACGUUCCCUUCGAGUACUCCCAGCUUUUGGCUUACUGCUCCGGCAAGUAUUCACCUCAAAAACACUUGGAUAAAUUAGAUGAUCCAAAUUUGAAGUCCCUCAUCUCGAGCAUGAUCGAAAAGGAUCCUUCGAAACGAAUGUCGGCCGAGGACUAUCUUGCACUGUAUCGCGGAACAUUAUUUCCAGAAUAUUUCUACACUUUCUUACAGUCGUACAUGCUCAUUUUCUCGUCAACGCCUAUACUAACGGUAGAUGAGAAGAUCAUGCGAUUGAAAAGCGAUAUCGGGAAUGUGUUUAAAUUCUUGGGACCCAUGACGAAGUCUACUGAUGAUGUUGAAGGUGAAAAGCAAGAUUUAGAGAAAGACGAUAAAGGGGAGUGUGAGGGUCUGGUUCUGAUAACAUCGCUGGUUACUUCAUGUAUCAGAGGUUUACAUGACUGUUCUUCAAAAUUGUAUAGCUUGGAGAUUCUACUGGAGCUAGCAUCGCACGCUAGUGAUGAAACUGUGCUAGACAGAAUUUUGCCGUACAUUAUGUAUUUAGCACAUGACAGUUCAACCAGAGUAAAGAUCUCUGCUAUCAAUACGAUUGCGAAAUGCUUGGACCUCGUGUCAAAAAUUCCGAGAUCUGAUGCCAACAUUUUUCCAGAAUAUAUCCUUCCAGAACUAGCUCCUUUAGCUACAGACCCAAAUGCGUGUGUAAGAGCUGCUUAUGCUAAGAAUAUAGCUACAUUAGCAGAAAUUGCUUUAAGAUAUCUAGAUCAAGUUCAAAAUGACUGGUACGACAACAACAUCACAAACAAUAAGCAAAAAGAAGAGCAUACAUUUAACUAUGAACUUGAACUUCAGGCUCUUCAUGAAAUGAUUUCUCAAACUGUCAGUGCUUUAUUAACGGAUACACAACCCAUUGUAAAGCAGACUUUGCUUGAGAAUGGCAUAACAAAACUGUGCGUCUUUUUUGGAAAAACUAAAGCAAAUGACGUGCUACUGAGUCAUAUGAUCACGUUUCUCAAUGACAAAGAAGACAAAGAAUUAAGAGGUUCAUUUUUUGACUGCAUUGUUGGGGUAGCAGUUUUCAUUGGUUGGCACUGUUCUAGCAUUUUGACUCCUCUCCUACUACAGGGAUUGACCGAUAGUUCAGAGUUUGUUAUUGCAAAAAGCAUAAAUUCGAUGGCAGCACUGACCGAGCUGGGCCUGAUCACAAAACCUGCUCUCUGUGAGCUGGUCACAGAGUGUUCUUACUUUUUAGUGCAUCCAAAUUUGUGGAUCAGACAAGCUGUCGCGGGAUUUGUAGCCUCGGCAUCGAAAAUAACCUCGAUUUUGGAUGUUCAGUGCAAGAUUAUACCAGCUUUGAAGCCAUACAUGAAACAUCAAUUAAUUCAGAUAGACAAACCAGAGCUACUCCUAGAUUCUCUCGUGAAUCCCAUUCCAAGGACUGUUUAUGACAGCAUCGUAAACCAUAUGGAUAUCGAUAUAAUUUUAGAGGUUUUAAGAGAAAGAAAAAAUGUACGAGAUUGUGUCAGUGCUGGGAAGGUACCGAGUACCGAUUUUUACAGAGAAACUCAAACAAGCCUAAAGAAUUUGCUGAGAAGGCUGGAAGCAAACGGAAUGAACGAGAAUAUCGAAGAGUACAUUUUGAAGAUGGGCCAUCAUUUGAAGAAGAUCAACAUUCACAAGAUGAAUGCAGAAGCGAGACAGAACAAGCAAAAUGAAGGUAGAAUCGAACUGAUUUCAGUGACUAGUCCUUUGAAGAGCCAUAUUUUGCACUUGAGUGAAGUACAAAAGGGGGAUUUCAUGCCAAAUAGAAUUUUGCACAGAACCAACACGUCAGCGUCGAUAGACACGAACAUUAACUCAGACUGGAACUACAGUUCGUCGGAGGUAUUGAACCGACAAUCUGAAUGUUCGAAUUCUGGCGGUCCAUCUUCCAGGUCUACUUCGAGUAGACCGUCUUCACCACCGCCUGAGAACCACAAUCAGUUCAUCAGCAACGAUCCUUCGUCUAACGUCAGUCUGCACGAAAGGUCGUACAUUCAGUAUCGGAGGUCCAGCUGUUACAUUGAACUUGCUAAUUUGAAGACUAGGCAGCAGGAACAUUAUUUUGAAGCCUUAAGGAGCAAAGAGUGGGCAGAACAAGCAGCUUGGAGGCCCCAACUUCCCCCUCCUGGUUGGAGGCUCAGGGGCACCCUAGUGGCCCACCUCCACGAACAUAAAGGCGCUGUCAACCGACUCUGCGCGUUGCCUGACACACCUCUAUUUGCAAGCUCAUCCGCGGACGGAACCAUACGAUUGUGGGACUGUGCGAGGAUGGAAGGGAAAAACAUUGCAAAUAGAGCCAAACAGCAUUACAGAGUUGGAUCCGGGGUUACAAUAACCGGAAUGGCGGUUUGCGAGAGCGGGCAGUCGCUAGGGUUUGGAUGCCAGGACGGUUCGGUUAACAUUCUCAGGAUUGAUUCGGCGAGUAGCAGGAUGACGUUAGCUCAAUCCAGACAGCUGAAUCCAGACGAGGAUGGCUUUCCAGUAGAUGUUCAGUGUAUGGAUUCAGGAUCUCGCAGCAUUUUGGUAUACGCAACCCUUCAUGGUGCAAUUGUUGGUUGGGAUCUUAGAGCACCAGGGACUGCUUUCCGAUUGGAAAACAGUCUGAAAAACGGAGUAAUUUCGACGUUCUGCCUCGAUUCACAUCAUAGUUGGCUGACGUUAGGGACUAGCAACGGUGUGCACGUAGCGUGGGAUUUGAGGUUCCAGUUGCCAAUCACCACUAUCGAACCCAUCUCAGGCACAGUAAGAAUAAAAAAAGUGGUCAGUCACCCAACAGAGCAUUCGUGGGUAGUUUCGAGUAUCCAUGGAAACAAUGAGAUUUCCAUGUGGAAUUUGGAGACUGGUUUUCGGCAGAAGGUUCUCUGGGGCAGCACUGCACCACCUCUUUCAAAAACACAUGGAUCAUUAAAUACUGUAUGUGCGAUGCUAGGCGUGUGCGUGGAUAGAUCUCCUUUCUUGCUGGCAGGAGGGACGGACCAGAGAUUGAGGUUUUGGGAUCUGGACAGUCCUUCUGAAUCGUUUUUGGCCAUACCAGCUGCUAGCGAUCCCAUUGGGACCACGUUGAAUUACGAGAGUCGACUUAUUGACGGUACCCAUGUGAUGUACGAAGAACCAGGCAAAGUAAGAAAGUUGGAAAAAGGCGAGGAGGUACCUCGGCCCGGUCCAGAACCACCCGCGGCGGGCCAUCGAGACACGAUUUCGGACAUCGUGCUUUGCAAAGCAUCCCAAUGCUUUUUGGUCACUUCGUCAAGAGACGGAGUGAUCAAAGUUUGGAAAUAAGCGUAUUGUGAUAUCAUAUAUGGAACAGGUGUUCUAAUAUUUAUAUGUUUACGUAGUUUUAGAUGAGUUUCUUACACUUCUGACAGGAAAUAGCUUUUAUAUAAAUAUAAAAUAUAAGAUAUUCAACUCUUAUUUAUGCCCCGUCAAAACAAACACCAUCGCACGGCGUUCAAAUUCGCGCGCUCCGAUUGGUUCGUCCAUAAAUGCUUGGACAGGCAGCGACAAGCGAAAAGAAGUCCUGAUUUUUAUUUUGACGAGGAGUAAAUGAGAUUUGAAUAGAUAAUAGAUACGUUUUUCUUGCAGUUUUUAGAAAUAGAUUUGUCAUUUUUUGUCGGAAGUGCAGAAACUGGCUUAAAUGUGAUUUCAGUUUAUUUUAUGUAAAUAAUUUUAUAUUAAUUUUCAGUAAAAUAUGUAUUACAAUUAAAAAA